CCCCGCCAGUCCCUGCCGGGUGGAGGAGGCGCGCCGGCAACGCCGCGUCCUAAUCAAUGGGCCGGGCGGCUUAGCGCGCGCGGCCACCUGGUCCGAGGAGGAGCAGUCCCGGGGCCCGCCGCAGGUCGGGUGGCUCAGCCAUGGCUCCCCGGGGCGCAGCGGCCAGCCGGAGCCCGGGACCCUGCGCGGGGCGCUGAGCUCCAGAGCGGGCAGAGGGCACGGGCAGGCGGACGUCUGGGCGCCCUCGGGGAACGUGCGGGCACCAUGCGUCCCCACCUGUCGCCGCCGCUGCAGCAGCUACUACUGCCGGUGCUGCUCGCCUGCGCCGCGCGCUCGACUGGAGCCCUUCCCCGACUAUGUGACGUGCUACAAGUGCUGUGGGAAGAGCAAGACCAGUGCCUGCAGGAACUCUCCAGAGAGCAGACAGGAGACCUGGGCACGGAGCAGCCAGUGCCAGGUUGUGAGGGGAUGUGGGACAACAUAAGCUGCUGGCCCUCUUCUGUGCCAGGCCGGAUGGUGGAGGUGGAAUGCCCGAGAUUCCUCCGGAUGCUCACCAGCAGAAAUGGUUCCUUGUUCCGAAACUGCACACAGGAUGGCUGGUCAGAAACCUUCCCCAGGCCUAAUCUGGCCUGUGGCGUUAAUGUGAACGACUCUUCCAACGAGAAGCGGCACUCCUACCUGCUGAAGCUGAAAGUCAUGUACACCGUGGGCUACAGCUCCUCCCUGGUCAUGCUCCUGGUCGCCCUUGGCAUCCUCUGUGCUUUCCGGAGGCUCCACUGCACUCGCAACUACAUCCACAUGCACCUGUUCGUGUCCUUCAUCCUUCGUGCCCUGUCCAACUUCAUCAAGGAUGCCGUGCUCUUCUCCUCAGAUGAUGUCACCUACUGCGAUGCCCACAGGGGGGGCUGCAAGCUGGUCAUGGUGCUGUUCCAGUACUGCAUCAUGGCCAACUACUCCUGGCUGCUGGUGGAAGGCCUCUACCUUCACACACUCCUCGCCAUCUCCUUCUUCUCUGAAAGAAAGUACCUCCAGGGAUUUGUGGCAUUCGGAUGGGGUUCUCCAGCCGUUUUUGUUGCUUUGUGGGCUAUUGCCAGACACUUUCUGGAAGAUGUUGGGUGCUGGGACAUCAAUGCCAACGCAUCCAUCUGGUGGAUCAUUCGUGGUCCUGUGAUCCUCUCCAUCCUGAUUAAUUUCAUCCUUUUUAUAAACAUUCUAAGAAUCCUGAUGAGAAAACUUAGAACCCAAGAAACAAGAGGAAAUGAAGUCAGCCAUUAUAAGCGCCUGGCCAGGUCCACUCUCCUGCUGAUCCCCCUCUUUGGCAUCCACUACAUCAUCUUCGCCUUCUCCCCAGAGGACGCUAUGGAGAUCCAGCUGUUUUUUGAACUGGCCCUUGGCUCAUUCCAGGGACUGGUGGUGGCCGUCCUCUACUGCUUCCUCAACGGGGAGGUGCAGCUGGAGGUUCAGAAGAAGUGGCAGCAAUGGCACCUCCGUGAGUUCCCACUGCACCCCGUGGCCUCCUUCAGCAACAGCACCAAGGCCAGCCACUUGGAGCAGAGCCAGGGCACCUGCAGGACCAGCAUCAUCUGAGAGGCUGGAGCAGGGUCACCCACGGACAGAGACCAAGAGAGGUCCUGCGAAGGCUGGGCACUGCUGUGGGACAGCCAGUCUUCCCAGCAGACACCCUAUGUCCUCCUUCAGCUGAAGAUGCCCCUCCCCAGGCCUUGGACUCUUCCGAAGGGAUGUGGGGCACUGUGGGGCAGGACAAGGGCCUGGAAUUUGGUUUGUUUGCUCUUCUGGGAAGAGAAGUUCAGGGGUCCCAGAAAGGGACAGGGAAAUAAAUGGUGCCUGGGAUGAGAUUCAA
Messenger RNA from Pan troglodytes (chimpanzee), 1861 nucleotides. It is a transcript of the gene SCTR, whose product is annotated as secretin receptor. Gene Ontology annotation, molecular function: peptide hormone binding; secretin receptor activity; G protein-coupled peptide receptor activity. The record is from RefSeq and is a predicted model, not a curated record. Lineage: Eukaryota; Metazoa; Chordata; Mammalia; Primates; Hominidae. Bases 265 to 1587 code for a protein of 440 amino acids. Gene Ontology annotation, biological process: adenylate cyclase-modulating G protein-coupled receptor signaling pathway; cell surface receptor signaling pathway. Gene Ontology annotation, cellular component: plasma membrane. The transcript has 13 exons.